This is a messenger RNA of Vigna angularis (adzuki bean), 1056 nucleotides long. RefSeq lists its product as uncharacterized. The record is from RefSeq and is a predicted model, not a curated record. The transcript has 8 exons. Lineage: Eukaryota; Viridiplantae; Streptophyta; Magnoliopsida; Fabales; Fabaceae. Bases 189 to 848 code for a protein of 219 amino acids. Gene Ontology annotation, molecular function: oxidoreductase activity.
UAUGCUUGUCUUUUCUUUUCUUUUUUUCUCUUGUCAAACUUUAUCUUCUUUCUAAUUUUUGUUUUCUAAACUGUUGUGGGUUGUUUCUGCAUCUGAUAUUUCACAGCAUUUUUUCUUUGUCUAUCUGCCUUUAUAGCGGAUUAAGAUUUUGUUAUGCAAAUAUGAAGAUAUGAGAAAGGGAAACUUUGAUGCAAAACAGCAGGAUGAUGAGUGAGACUUCUGAAAAGAAACUUGUGAGAAUUGACGUUACUUCUGAUACUGUGUGCCCAUGGUGCUUUGUUGGCAAAAAGAAUUUAGAUAGGGCAUUAGCUGCCUCCAAUGAUAAAUACUACUUCGAGGUAACAUGGCAUCCGUUUCAACUUGAUCCUGAAGCUCCUAAAGAAGGCAUUGACAAAAGGGAGUAUUACAGAAGAAAGUUUGGUUCCCAAUCAGAACGGAUGGAAGCUCGGAUGUCAGAGGUGUUCAAGAAUGUUGGUCUGGAGUAUUGUUUGUCUGGACUCACGGGAAACACUAUUGACAGCCACAGACUUAUAUAUUUUGCAAGACAGCAGGGUCCUGAGAAGCAACAUCUUCUAGUUGAAGAACUUGCCAUAGGCUAUUUCACACAGGGAAAAUACAUUGGUGACCAUGAGUUUCUUCUUGAAUCUGCUGCAAAGGUUGGUAUAGUUGGAGCAGAAGAGUUUCUUAAGGAUCCCAACAAUGGUCUGAAGGAGGUUGAGGAGGAGCUUAACACGAUUUCUCGAAACAUUUCAGGGGUUCCAUAUUAUGUGAUUAAUGGAAAACACAAGUUGAGUGGUGGACAAAUCCCUGAAGUCUUCUUGAAAGCUUUCCAAGUUGCUACAACUUGACUUUCAGCUCUUAGCAGUUUCUAUUAUACAAUAAGGAUGAAACCUUGGAAAUGACAAGUUGGUCUUCAGAGUUUUAUAGCACUCUAUCAUAUGUGAAACUUCUAUUGACAUGCAAGAGAAUGUUUAUGUUUUACAAUAAUGUGUAUAUAGUGUGUCUUUGCCCGUGUUUAUCGGAUGCAGCCAUAAUAAAUUCAAUGUCUUUGCUAUU